CAAAGCUGGGUAAGAAACACAGCUCAUUGUUGGCAAGUGCCGAUGAGCCUCGCGGAGGAGUGAAAAACAGCUUUGGGUCUGCGGCAGCAAUAGCAAUAAUAUAAUAUCACCAUCACGUAAGCACAGAGGAGAGAGCCAGGGAAGCCCUCUCUAUGCUGGGUGUCUUUACUGACUGAUCUCACCGACACCUUUGAAGCGAAAGAAGAAAAGCAGGGAGGUGGGAAAUGGCAGACCACAUGAUGGCCAUGAAUCACGGGCGAUUCCCUGACGGAUCCAGCGGGCUUCACCACCACCCUGCCCAUCGGAUGGGAAUGGGUCCCUUUCCUACCCCCCAUCACCACCACCAGCAGCAGCAGCAGCACGCCUUCAACGCCUUGAUGGGCGACCAUAUACAUUACGGAGCUGGAAAUAUGAACGCAAAUAGCGGGAUCAGACACGCCAUGGGGCCCGGGAGCGUGAACGGAGGGCACCCUCCCAGCACCAUGCCCCCCGCCGCACGAUUUAGCGGCUCCCAGUUCAUGGCCCCCCCCGUGGCCAGCCAAGGGGGGCAGCUCACCGCCAGCAUGCAGCUCCAGAAGCUGAACAACCAGUAUUUCAGCCACCACCCCUACCCUCACAGCCACUACAUGCCGGACUUGCACCCGGCGAGCCACCAGCUGACGGGCAGCGGGCAGCAUUUCAGGGACUGCAGAGACCCCAAGCACGGCGGCGGCGGCGGGCCGCCCGCCGGCCCCCACGGCCCCGCGGCAAUGCUGCCCCCCAAUGUCAUAGACACUGACUUCAUCGACGAGGAGGUCCUCAUGUCCUUAGUCAUCGAAAUGGGCCUGGAUCGCAUCAAGGAGCUGCCCGAGCUGUGGUUGGGACAGAACGAGUUUGACUUCAUGACAGACUUCGUUUGCAAACAGCAGCCCAGCAGGGUGAGCUGCUGAUUCACUGAAAACAAACAAAGGACUUUCUAUCGGUGUGAAUGAAAACAUUCCCUUAGACACAGUGUCUCACUUUUCAGUGCUUGAAAAGGUGAGAAUCUGGAAAGCAGAGUAAACUAUGCGCUUGUAUAAAUUCUUUUUUAAUUGCUGCCACUUUUCUUUCUUUUUUUUUUUUUUUUUUUUUGUAGCUUUGACAUUCACCUCCCCUCCCGUAGAAAUAAUUUCUAGCUAACUCUACCUUUUUAUGUUGUCCCCCCUCCUCUCUCUUAAUUUCCUCACAGUAACAUGCCCAUAAUUUCCACAGUGCUGAACUGUUAGAUAUUAAUCUUGGCAAAUUGCUUGAUCUUGUGGAUUUUGUAAACGAUGAUUUCCAAUGACUUGAACUGCAUUCAAAUUCUGAGUGAACAGGGAAAAAACUGCAUUAGUUGGUUGCAUGAACUUUGAAGGGCAGAUACUACUGCACAAAUGCUGCCAUCUUGCUUAAUUUUUAACUAUGCAUUGCAGUGCAGACUAAUUUUUUUUUUUUUUUUUGAAUAUGCUAAACUGGAAGCUUAACAGAUGUGGGCCAAACCUUUCCGGAUCAGGAAAAGUAAUACUGUUACUUAAAGUCUGCUACCCAUUCCCCCUCCCCCAUAUGUACAGACAAUAAUAUGGUGUGGAUGGAAUGUUGACUAGUGGCAAACAUUUCACAGAUUUUUCUUUUAAUUAUUAUUUUGUUUCUGUCUUCAGCAUUUUGACACUGUGCUAAUAUAGUUUAUUCAGUACAUGAAAAGAUACUACUGUGUUGAAAGCUUUUCAGGAAAUUUUGACAGUAUUUUUGUACAAAACAUUUUUUUGAGAAAAUAUUGUUAAUUUAUUCUAUUUUAAUUUGCCAAUGUCAAUAAAAAGUUAAGAAAUGCUUUAGUUUUUCUAGAAGUCAUUUACCAGUAUUUUUCUUCAAAACUCUCCCCACUGUCCCUGGUAAGUAGAACAUCUAUGUGUACAACUGUGUCGGUGUUCAAAAAGACAUUCCAAAAUAGAAAGUACACUGCACCCAUAUAUAUGUCAUGGUGAACUCAGUAGAUGAGCAGGAUUUAAACAUACUUGCAGCAUAAAGCCUCAUACGUAACAUUGUAAUAUGCCUGUCAGUGUGGUUUUAUGAAAAAUAAAGUUGCUAAGAUGCAACUUUUUGUGACUUGCCAACAUACUUGCUUUAAAUGUAGUUGUCCAGAGUUAUGAUGCAUAAAGUAUUUAUUAUAUUUAUCUAUUAAACUUGUAAUUUUAUAAAUCCUCUUUCACUUA
This is a messenger RNA of Rhea pennata, 2207 nucleotides long. It is a transcript of the gene CITED2, whose product is annotated as Cbp/p300 interacting transactivator with Glu/Asp rich carboxy-terminal domain 2. The transcript is spliced from 2 exons. Gene Ontology annotation, biological process: sex determination; regulation of DNA-templated transcription; left/right pattern formation. The coding region runs from base 225 to 929 and encodes 234 amino acids. Gene Ontology annotation, molecular function: transcription coactivator activity. Lineage: Eukaryota; Metazoa; Chordata; Aves; Rheiformes; Rheidae. Gene Ontology annotation, cellular component: nucleus. The record is from RefSeq and is a predicted model, not a curated record.